This is a messenger RNA of Paralichthys olivaceus (Japanese flounder), 1966 nucleotides long. It is a transcript of the gene gla, whose product is annotated as galactosidase, alpha. The record is from RefSeq and is a predicted model, not a curated record. Gene Ontology annotation, cellular component: cytoplasm. NCBI's taxonomy places the organism in Eukaryota, Metazoa, Chordata, Actinopteri, Pleuronectiformes, Paralichthyidae. Gene Ontology annotation, biological process: glycoside catabolic process; oligosaccharide metabolic process. Gene Ontology annotation, molecular function: alpha-galactosidase activity.
CACAGCAGGAAGUAGAUGCGGAAGCGUGUUUGCCUUUGUUUCUCUGAGCGGUGAAGAGUUUACAGGUAGAAAUGAUCUGUGUAUUGUUUCUGCUCCGGCUCCUGGUUUUCAUCAGACCCGCAGCGGAGGCGUUAGACAACGGUCUGGCUCUGACACCCACCAUGGGCUGGCUGCACUGGGAGAGGUUCAUGUGUAACAUCGACUGUGACAAGGACCCGGACAACUGCAUCAGUGAGCGUCUGUACAUGCAGAUGGCAGACAUGAUGGUGAAGGAGGGCUGGAAAGAGGCCGGCUACGAGUACGUCUGCAUCGAUGACUGCUGGCCCUCCCAUCAGCGAGAUGCCCGGGGCCGCCUGCAGGCAGACCCCAAAAGAUUCCCCGGGGGCAUCAAGAAACUGGCCGACUACAUCCAUUCUAAGGGUCUGAAGCUGGGUAUCUAUGCAGAUGUUGGGAAAAACACCUGUGCUGGAUACCCCGGCAGUCUGGGCCACUACGAGACAGACGCUCAGACUUUUGCCGACUGGAAUGUGGACCUGCUCAAAUUUGAUGGCUGCUACAUGGACUGGACCCUGCUGGGAGAAGGCUACAGAAACAUGUCAAAAGCACUGAACCAAACUGGAAGAAGUAUCCUGUACUCCUGCGAGUGGCCUUUAUACGAAUGGCCUUUCAAACAGCCGAACUACACAGCCAUCCGUGAGACAUGUAACCACUGGCGCAACUUCAAUGACGUGUACGACUCGUGGAGCUCGAUCAAAACCAUCUUGGACUGGACUGCUUCUCAUCAAGACGUCAUUGUUCCCUCGGCUGGAUCUGGGGGCUGGAAUGACCCUGAUAUGCUGGUCAUUGGGAACUUUGGCCUGAGUCACGACCAGCAGGAGUCUCAGAUGGCAUUGUGGGCCAUAAUGGCGGCUCCUCUGCUCAUGUCUAACGACCUGAGGGACAUCUGUCCUCGCUCCAAGGGGCUGCUACAGAACAAACGAAUCAUAGACAUCAGCCAGGACCCGCUGGGCAGGCAGGGAUACCGCACCAUCAAGGUGGACAGUUUCGAGGUGUGGGAGAGGCCUCUGUCUCAGAACCGUCUGGCUGUCGCUGUUCUGAACAGACAGGAGAUUGGUGGUCCCCGGGGGUUUGUCAUCAGAGCGGUUCCUGGCUGGAAGAUCUGUGACCCUCAGUGUAACGUCACACAGAUCCUGCCCCAGUACAAGGAGCUGGGUGUCCAGACUUUUAAGAGUGAAGUGGUUUUAUCAGUGAACCCUUCAGGCACCGCUCUUCUCACCAUCACUCCCAUCAGCAGGUUUAGGACAUACAAGCUGCACUGGCAGGACACGAGUGUCAGACACAAGCAGGAAACCAUUUUGUAGUCCUCAGGGGGUUUAACACUUUAAUCUACCAGCACUGCAUUGAUUAAUUAAAGUUUUAAAAUCAUUGGUUUUGUACAAAGCAAAUGGGAAAUCUAGUUUCAUUUGAGUUUGUUUGAAUGAGUCUGACACUGGGAUGAACUACAGUAUACUGGCUGCUUUAUGAGUAAAUCACUGGAAUGUUUUUGUACACUUGAUGUGUGAAUUGUCUACAAUAUGCUGUUAAGAUUAAAUCAUCUCAAAAGGUCCAGUUUGUAGAAUACAACUGCACAAGUAUUCAGUUUUUGUUUUAUCACCCGGGAAUAAGAAACAUGAUCCUAGAUUGAGACUUGCUUAAAUCAAGAAUAGGUCCUAUAUACGUCUGCCAUGUUGCACUGAUGUGUAUUCAAUAGCCCAGAAUGGACAAACCUACACUGGCUCCAGAAAGGGUUUUUUUUAGUUGACGUUACCUGAAGUGUAGGUUCUGACACACAUGAAAAAAGGAGAGGUACUUAUUUGCAAGAUGAAACUUCAGCUUGAAGCUAUUAAAUCCUACAGACUGAACCUUUUUAAAGAAUACCUGAAUUUUGUACAUUUGCAUGCUUUGUGAAAAUAAAAGGGAAAAACAA